AAGCCCAAAGCGGGCGGAGGUGCGCGGGCGCGGGCAAGCAACCGGCCACCCACCGAGCUCGGCUCCGCUCAGCGGCAGCAGCACGGCAUGGGCGCAAGCACUAAAAAGAAGCAAGCGGCCGCGCCUACAGCCCAAACUCACCUCGCCUUCUCUCUCUCUCUCCCCCCCCUUCGCCUCCUCUCCCAAAGUCCCAACGGAGCCGGCCGGGAGCUCUGUCGCCUCCCGCGAGGCUGUGUGGUGAGGAGGCGCGGACGAGAUGAACGAGCAGCAGGGGCUCGGUGGCUUCGGCGGGGGCCGCGGGGGCGUGCAGGGCCACGGGCGGGAGGCGAUGGCGCUCCUGCAGCACCACGACCAGCGGCGGCGGCAGCAGCUGGAGGAGGAGGAGGACGACGAGGCGGUGCGGCGCCAGAUGUUCGGCGGGUUGGCGGCGUACCCGGCGGCGCUGGGCCACGGCCACCAGGUGGACUACGGGGAGGACGCCGGCGGGCUCGGGGACAGCGACGCGGGCGGGUCGGAGCCCGAGGCGCCGCCGGAGCGGACGCGCGGUGGCGGUGGGUCCGGCAGCAAGCGGAGCCGCGCUGCCGAGGUGCACAACCUCUCCGAGAAGAGGAGGAGGAGCAAGAUCAACGAGAAGAUGAAGGCGCUGCAGAGCCUGAUACCCAAUUCCAACAAGACCGACAAGGCAUCCAUGCUUGACGAGGCCAUUGAGUAUCUGAAGCAACUGCAGCUCCAAGUGCAGAUGCUGUCUAUGAGAAAUGGUGUUUACUUGAACCCUCCAUAUUUGUCUGGCGCAAUUGAGCCUGCACAAGCAUCACAAAUGUUUGCUGCACUUGGUGGGGGCAACAUCACAGCGUCAAGCUCUGGGGCAGUGAUGCCACCAGUAAACCAAAGUUCAGGAGUUCACCAGGCAUUUGACCCAUUAAAUCCUCCACGAAACCAACCACUGUCUUUUGUGUUACCAAAUGUAGACAAAACCAUUCAAGAAGCUCCAUUUCACUUGGAAUCAUCGCAGUCCCACCUUCGAACAUUUCGAAUGCCUGAAUCUUCUGAGAUGAUGCUUCCGGGCGAGGUAGUGGCAAAGCACCAGUUAACUUCAACUCAAGAAAGAGUUAGUCUGCCAGGAAUUGAUAUGAACCCCAUUAGGCAAGAAUCAUCCAUUGUAAAUGCUGAUCAUUUCGAUGGUUGCUCACAUAGCAAAGAGUGACUACAAGAUAUGGUGCCAAAAAAUGCAGGACAAGUUUAGUCUUGGACAGCUUAGGAAAUGGCGACUGAUGAAACUGAAGUGAGGACCGAAGGCAGGACGACACAGUUCAGUAACCCAGCUGACACGCAGGCUUCCCCUUUAUUUGCCUCUGUUACUGCAAUAGUGACUCUUUUUUUUUUUGGAAGAGGUAGUGACUUAAUUUUUUGAUGAAGCAACCUGAAAGCUUCACCUUUCCUUUUUCUUUGAAAAUUAGCAUGGCAGUAUUAAUAGUACAAAACCAUGUGCCGUUGCACUUGCACGUUUCAUGGUAUAAUAAUAUGGAAAGCUACCAGGUGAUUGAGACUGUAA
Molecule: messenger RNA, 1552 nt
Organism: Sorghum bicolor (sorghum)
Lineage: Eukaryota; Viridiplantae; Streptophyta; Magnoliopsida; Poales; Poaceae
Product: transcription factor bHLH78
Exons: 7
Coding region: 257-1204 (315 amino acids)
Cellular component (GO): nucleus
Molecular function (GO): protein dimerization activity
Source: RefSeq, a predicted model, not a curated record